UUGCAUUUCAUUCUUGCGAGUUUCGCGAUUCAUACGUGUACUGUUCAUUAAAUAAAGUUUAUUCUGCCGGAUUUUAAUUUCCGUAUUCUGUACUUAUCGUGACUGCAAAGGUGGAAGCAGAUUUGGGAAUCCUUAUCAACAACUGUAAUAUUUCAGUGUAACAACAACUUUAGUCACUUGACUUUAGAACUUUUUGUUAAAUAUUCAUUAUGGCCGAACCGACAAGAUAUGUUAUUGUAAAAUUUAAAAAAUUGCCAUUUGUCGGAAUGCAUCCCUUACAGUGUGUCCCCGUUUCUUGGAUAAAAUGUCAAAUGGACGAUGAAAAUGUAGCAGUUGCUUUUCCCCCCGAAUUAAAUUCACACCAUAGAAGUCUUAUGAAAACUGGAAAAGACCCAGUUCUAAAAUGGAAACAGUUUCCAGCCAGCGUCGAAGAACGUCGAGAUGCGUACGUAGAACUUAAUAGAGAAGCAGCGGGAGCGGCAGGAGGAACACCGGGAGGUCCUCUAUCACCGCCGUCGCUCGCAAAUCUAAAUAUUUCUGAACCGUCGACACCAACAACAAGUACACCAAAGAAACGAGGAACUCGUAUAACUUCAGGUGCCGUUGAAACCCAAACUGCUUUAAACCAGACCGUGGAAGUGGAACAGCAAUUACUCGAAGAACUUUAUCAAAAAUGGCAAGAGAUGAACUGCAUAAUGGAAAAGCUAUUUCCUACGAACUACGGAAAUAAUGCUAAUUAAUAUGAAAAACUCUUAAAUCACAAGAAUAAAACAUUUAAUUGACAAUAAAUAUAUGAUAUAAAAAUA
This is a messenger RNA of Melitaea cinxia (Glanville fritillary), 806 nucleotides long. RefSeq lists its product as uncharacterized. Lineage: Eukaryota; Metazoa; Arthropoda; Insecta; Lepidoptera; Nymphalidae. The record is from RefSeq and is a predicted model, not a curated record. The transcript is spliced from 5 exons. Bases 210 to 740 code for a protein of 176 amino acids.